This is a messenger RNA of Phalaenopsis equestris, 2636 nucleotides long. Its product is annotated as calmodulin-binding protein 60 B-like. Bases 302 to 2245 code for a protein of 647 amino acids. Gene Ontology annotation, cellular component: nucleus. Gene Ontology annotation, biological process: regulation of salicylic acid biosynthetic process. Gene Ontology annotation, molecular function: DNA-binding transcription factor activity; sequence-specific DNA binding; calmodulin binding. The record is from RefSeq and is a predicted model, not a curated record. NCBI's taxonomy places the organism in Eukaryota, Viridiplantae, Streptophyta, Magnoliopsida, Asparagales, Orchidaceae. The transcript has 9 exons.
GAACUCCCGGACAAAACCGGAUAAUUACCCUUGACACCGAGUCUCCGAACAGUCUCCGCCGCCUUCAACUCCGCUGAGUCUCUCCUUCUCCUGCUUCUCUCCUCGCUUCUGUUUGCCCUAUCCCGUAGAGGGGAUGCUAACCACCCUAUCUUACACCCAAGAAGUCUCUAUCAGUAUUUCGAUAUGGUGGAUCAUUUGAGUUCUAGCGGCGCCGCGAAGAUUGUCUUUUUUGUGGCAACCUCUGCUAGUUCUUCUUUUCAAAUUAAGGCGAUUUAGGGUUCCGUUUACGGGGGUUGACAGGAUGCAGAGGUCCACCUGGCAUCACGAGAGAUCAGGGACGAUGACAAGGGAAAAGCGAGGUUUAGACCCUGGGGAAGAUAAUGAAGGCGGCGUACCCGAGACAAAGCGGCGGAAGGUCCCCGCUCUUGCCAGCGUAAUUGUGGAAGCUCUCAAGUUGGAUAGUCUGCAGAAACUUUGUUCAUCUUUAGAACCCGUGCUUCGCCGAAUUGUUAGCGAGGAAGUCGAGCGUGCAUUAGCAAAGCUAGAUCCUGCUAGACUUGGGGCAAGGUCUUCUCCAAAGCGGCUAGAAGGCCCAAAUGGAAGAAACUUACGACUGCAGUUCAAAUCUAGAUUAUCUUUACCAAUUUUUACUGGAGGAAAAGUUGAAGGAGAUCAAGGAGCUGCAAUUCACAUUGUGUUGGUUGAUGCCAACAACGGUCAUGUUGUAACUUCUGGACUUGAGUCUUCUGCAAAACUUGAUAUUCUGGUUCUUGAGGGUGAUUUUAAUAAAGAAGAAGAUGAUGAUUGGGACGAAGAAGAAUUUGAAAGUCAUGUAGUUAGAGAACGGGAAGGAAAGAGACCCCUUUUAACUGGUGAUUUACAGGUUUCGUUGAAAGAAGGUGUAGGAACUAUCGGAGAACUAAUAUUUACGGACAACUCAAGCUGGAUAAGAAGUAGGAAGUUUAGGCUUGGUUUGAAGAUAGCCUCUGGUUGUUGUGAAGGUAUCCGAAUAAGGGAGGGAAAAACUGAAGCAUUUACGGUUAAGGAUCACAGAGGGGAAUUAUACAAAAAACACUAUCCUCCUGCCUUAAAAGAUGAUGUGUGGAGAUUGGAGAAGAUUGGGAAAGAUGGUGCAUUUCACAAGAAGUUAAAUAAGGCUUCAAUUUAUUCAGUUGAAGAUUUUCUACGACUCUUUGUUAGGGAUCCGCAGAGAUUGAGAAAUAUCCUUGGAAGUGGCAUGUCAAAUAAGAUGUGGGAUGUUCUUGUAGAGCACGCCAAGACUUGUGUUCUCAGUGGAAAAUUCUAUGUAUAUUAUUCUGAGGAAACUAGAAAUGUUGGCGCCAUUUUCAACAACAUUUAUGAAUUUGCGGGUCUGAUUGCUGGUGGACAAUAUCUCUCAGCCGAGUCUCUCAAUGAGAGCCAGAAGAUCUUUGCUGACACCUUGGUAAAAAAAGCGUAUGAGAAGUGGAUGAAUGUUGUAGAGUAUGAUGGCAAGGCCCUCCUGAACAUUAGGCAGAACAAAAAGGCCAUUUACAGUGAACCUUUGUCAGCUCCAUCAUCUAACCCAGCUUCGUUUACUCAACCAGUCUCACAAGUGCCACAGCAGCGGUUGCCAGCUCCAGUUGCCGUUCAUCAGCCUUCAGUGGAUACAGCAGUGGCUGUUGGGGGUAAGAAAUGUGGGGUAGUUGAUACAACAUAUGAUGGGCACCAAUCAAACAUACAUCCAAUUCAAACCCAGCAGAUCAACUCCAAUGACCACAUGCAGUUCAACAACAGUUUACUUGCCUCUCAGACCCAAUUCAAUAGCUCCUCUCACCAAACUCAAAUGACCAUUAACAACACUGCAGGCCUUGCUUUGGGCCUAACUCAACCCACAAGCUUAGAUUAUCAGCCAGCAGCUCAAUCCUUACAAUCCUUGAAUGUAAAUUCUUUUGACAACUUCUUGCCUGAGGAUGAGAUUAGGAUGAGAAGCCAUGAGAUUCUGGAGAAUUAUGACAUGCAACAUUUGCUACGAGUCUUCAGCAUGGGGGGAGCUGCUACUAAUAAUAUCCAGGAAGAUGGAUAUGGCUUUACACCAUACACUCCGCUAUUCUCCAACUACGGCUUUGAUGAAGAGCGCAACCAGUCGUCUGGCAAAGCUGUCAUCGGAUGGCUCAAGAUCAAGGCGGCUAUGAGAUGGGGUAUUUUUAUAAGGAAGAAAGCAGCAGAGAGAAGGGCUCAUCUUGUUGAGCUUGAAGAUGCUUAGCCAAGGCAGUAAGGCAGUGAUUUCUUUCCAAUACAAGUUUAUAAUCCGGAAACAGAGUUCUUACAACUCAUGUGUGACUUUAGCUUGUGUGGCGAUGUAUCAUUGGUUGUUAUUGGCCAGGUGGGCCCCAUCAACAGAGUGAUAGCCAAUAAUAUGUCGCCGGCCUGUCGGGUGAAGUUGACUCGAGUAGCUUCGUGGCGGAGGAAGGGCUGUUUGAAUUCGUUUAUAGGUAGAAGAUUUUCUAUAUAUCUCUGUAAUGAUUUGGCAGUUGCAAUAAGGCUCUUCGGUUGGUGAAUGUAAUUCUGGCUUUAGAGUGUAACGCUUAUUUUCUAUUUUUCAUCGCAGCUGUAAAAACUUCGAUAUAUUAAUUGUGAAAGAAUUUGUCAAAAAA